This is a messenger RNA of Oryza sativa Japonica Group (Japanese rice), 1181 nucleotides long. RefSeq names its product xylanase inhibitor protein XIP-like. The record is from RefSeq and is a predicted model, not a curated record. Gene Ontology annotation, molecular function: chitinase activity. NCBI's taxonomy places the organism in Eukaryota, Viridiplantae, Streptophyta, Magnoliopsida, Poales, Poaceae. Gene Ontology annotation, cellular component: extracellular region. Gene Ontology annotation, biological process: carbohydrate metabolic process.
UCGUAUCCUUCACACCUCGAUCAGUAGCUCCAUCGUAAGAUCGAUUCGACCAACAUAUCAACAAUGGCGCUUCGACGCCUCGCGGCACUUCUCUCCUUGGCAGUACUACUGUCCGCCGGCCUCGCCGCCGUGUCGGCGACGUCCCAGAACACCGGCGACACCGUGAUCAUCUGGGGCCGGAACAAGGACGAGGGCUCCCUCAGGGAGGCCUGCGACGCCGGCCGCUAUACCACCGUCAUCAUCUCCUUCCUCAGCGCCUUCGGCUACAUCCCGGGCACCUACAAGCUCGACAUCUCCGGCCACCAGGUCUCCGCCGUCGGCCCCGACAUCAAGUACUGCCAGUCCAAGGGUAAACUCAUCCUCCUCGCCAUCGGCGGCCAGGGCGGCGAGUACUCCCUCCCGUCCUCCCAGGCGGCCGUCGAUCUGCACGACCACCUCUGGUACUCCUACCUCGGCGGCCGCCGCAAUGGCGUCUACCGCCCGUUCGGCGACGCCAACGUGAACGGCAUCGACUUCUUCAUCGACCAGGGCGCGAGGGAGCACUACAACGAGCUGGCCAAGAUGCUCUACGACCACAACAAGGACUACCGCGCCACGGUCGGCGUGAUGGUGACGGCGACGACGCGGUGCGGCUACCCGGACCACCGGCUGGACGAGGCGCUGGCGACGGGGCUCUUCCACCGCAUCCACGUCAAGAUGUUCAGCGACGGCCGGUGCCCGGCAUGGUCCAGGAGGCAGUCGUUCGAGAAGUGGGCAAAGACGUACCCGCAGAGCCGUGUCCUGAUCGGCGUCGUGGCCUCGCCGGACGUGGACAAGGACGCCUACAUGCCGCCGGAGGCCCUCAACAACCUGCUGCAGUUCAUCAACAAGCAGCCCAACUUCGGAGGCGUCAUGGUUUGGGACAGGUUCUACGACAAGAAGACCGGCUUCACGGCUCACCUGUGAGUGUGUGACUGGUCGUGACAUUUGAAGACCAUUAAUUCCUUAAUAUUGGAUCAAUAAAAGCUUUGUGUGCAGUACUUGUGUACUACACAAAUAAAGUCAUGUAAUGAAAAUAAACAUAUAUUGUGUCUGCUAUAAAGAUUUGUAUGUUGGGUAAUGUAUGUAAUCAAUAAAUAAAGCGAGGUACGGUACCUCGGGUGAAAUAAUAAAGAGCUUUGAGAUAAAUAAAACUUCCUUUA